AUGGCGAGAGGUCUCCGCUCCAGCGUCAGAAAGACGAACCGAUCAAAGCUGCGCACCCGAGUCUUCGCGCCCGUCGAGGAUGCGCGAACCGAGCGGCUGUCCGCGAAGCUCUUAGAGCUUGCCUCGCAACCGCGACCGGCGAAGUCAGAGAUGGAAGUCGAGGAGAACGCCACGAAUACCGAAGCACAGCCCCAGGCCGAAGCAGAAGCAGCAGCAGCGCAAGCAGAAGGUUGGUCACCGUGCUUUACUUGCCGCAUACCGCAAUCACUAGCACCUGAAGAGGAGGGCCACCAUCAAGCACAGAAGCAAAAGCCAGAGCAGAAGCAGAAAGAGAACCCCACCAAACACGGUCCUUGCAAGGACGAGAUGUUCUACCACAUACUCGGCCUCUCUUCUGACAUAGUCGGGUUUGACACGCAUGGGGACUUGGUAUUGGACAUUUUCAACAUGGACGUCGACGACGCCCCCGCUGCGAAAGCGCCCUCGUCCUCGAAAUCGAAGAAGAAAACCGGCAGGAUACAGAAGAAGCGACGGGCGAAGUCCGCAUCGACCAUCACGUUCCCCACGUUUCAGAAAGGUGCAAAGGCUGGGCCGGGUAAGAGGGGCAAGAGAUAG
Molecule: messenger RNA, 615 nt
Organism: Coniosporium apollinis CBS 100218
Lineage: Eukaryota; Fungi; Ascomycota; Dothideomycetes
Exons: 3
Coding region: 1-615 (204 amino acids)
Cellular component (GO): preribosome, large subunit precursor
Source: RefSeq, a predicted model, not a curated record